AUGAUAAUGAACAAUCGAUUAAGUUGGAGAACACACCUGAAACAAGUCGAAACAAGAAUUGCAGCACGAUUAAGUUUACUUCGUUUUCUGAAUCGAGCUGCAAUUGAACCGAACCACAACAUCAUGAUAAACUUAUACAAGUCACUCAUAAGAACGGUCAUCAUAUAUGGUUAUCCAGUUCUUCUAUCUGCCGAUAACAAAAUAUGGGACCGUAUUCAAAUCAUCCAAAACAAAGCACUUCGAGUGGCAUUAGGUUUACCACAUUAUACGUCCGCCGACUAUAUCCAUCGAAUCGCAAACAUUCCAAGAAUCAAAGAUUAUGCAGUUAAUUUACUCGAACGAGCAACUUCAACUGCAGCAUCAAACAAUGAAAUGAUUUAUCAUCGAUCAUUACAAGACAUUCUCCAAGCAUCACGAACACAACAGUAA
Messenger RNA from Rotaria socialis, 429 nucleotides. The record is from the annotation of a GenBank genome assembly. NCBI's taxonomy places the organism in Eukaryota, Metazoa, Rotifera, Eurotatoria, Philodinida, Philodinidae.